AGUUCACAAAAUACUUCCGUGUGAGCACAUUCACAAAAAAGUCUCUGUACUCCUAAUUAAUCAAAUGUAUUGAUGUACUAGCGUCACCUGUAUGUGGUAUUAUCUUAAUAUUUCAUAAAUGCUCAUCUGAAAGAGUGGUCAAUUAGCUACGGUCGUGAUAAACACCAACAAACAGAAUGUCAAAUUUCAUCGCGUUGCAGACCCAGUUGGCCUCUGUCAUGGAGACCCUUGUUCACGCGGCGGUGGCCGAACUGGGUAAACUUGUAGAGGACAGUUCUGUUUUCGUGUUCAGCCUGGAACUGACCCAGGGGAAUAGCGAGGAUGAAGAAUUAUCGGCAAAACUGCAGACUGAGAGUCAGAAUAAGAUGACAGACUUUGCCACAAUCAUGGAGGUACUGGGCAAUGAGGCAUUGGGUAAAAUAAUGAAAAUUGUGGAUGAUACAAAGUUUUUGAUGGACUUUGAAUCCAAGUCCUUCAAAGGCCAUAGAGGGAAAAAAGCCAAACCACAAGCGAGCAUCUUGAAUAUUCUGUCAGUUGGAGGAAUGGCGGAGGAACAUUCUUAUGGCGGAAGUGGUAAAACUGCGGAGCAAACUGUUUCAAUGGAGUCUGCAGAUGUGGAGGAAGUGGACACACCAGAAUCUCCCCUUGUCUUGGCUGUUUCUGUCAAAGACGAGCAUGGGCAAAUAGACCUGGGAGCCAUUGCAGAGAGAGCUGCCGAUGAUGCUUUUGCAGGAAACUCUUCUUCAGAGCACCAGUAUGGUAUGAUUAGCGAUGACCCCCUGGUGAACCCCACAGACAUCCUAUUGGAGACUUUGUUUGCCCAAAAGAAGCUCUUCAUUUGCACCGAGUGUGGGAAAAGUUUCUCCACACAGAGUAACCUCAAAUCCCACCAGCGACUUCACACUGGCGAGAAACCGUUUGUGUGCAUGUUCUGCAACAAAGCCUUUGCCCACAAACAGAGUUGUAAUGAUCACAUCCGCACCCACACUGGUGAGAAGCCCUUCAUAUGUGGCGUGUGUGGGAAAUGCUUCGGCAAGCAGGCGCACCUCAAGACCCAUUCGAUAAUCCACACGGGCGAAAAGCCUUACAGCUGCACUGUGUGUGGCAAGAGCUUCAACCUGGCUCAAAAUCUGUCUAGACACCAGCAAAUUCACACGGGAGAGAAAAUCUUCACCUGUUUACUGUGCGGGAAAGGCUUCACACGCGCUGUAACACUGAAGACCCAUCAACUUAUUCACACUGGACAAAAGCCCUUCAAGUGUAUUCAGUGUGAGAAGAGUUUCCGUCACGCUGUCAAUCUGAAGAACCACCAGCGGAUUCAUACAGGCGUCAGACCAUUUAGUUGUGACUUGUGUGGCAAGACAUUCCGUCAAUCGGUGAAUCUUAAAAUACACAAGCGCAUCCACACUGGAGAGAGGCCAUAUAUCUGCACAGAAUGCGGCAAGACCUUCAGUCAGCAGAGUAGUCUCAUGUCUCACGGACGCACCCACUCUAACGAGAGACCUUUCCAGUGUAGCUUCUGCGAGAAAAGAUUCAACAAUGCCAACAGUCUGAAGUUGCACCAGAGAAUCCAUACAGGAGAGAAGCCGUACAGCUGUGAAAUCUGUGGAAAGACCUUCAGUCAGGGCAGUCAUCUCCGAACACACAAGAGGCAUGUCCACGCAGGAGGGAAACAGUACAUUUGUGAUAAAUGUGGGAAGAGGUAUUCAGACAAACGGAAUCUUAAGAUGCACAAAUGUGUUUAUGCCUCAACCUAACAUAGUGAUGGGCAAACGGUUUCAAUCUUUGAGAGGCUUUUGUUGUCGUUUGCGUUGCUGUUAAAGAGAGCCUUGAAGCCUGGCACGUUAAUCGCUAGGGGAACCCACUUCAACUUGAUUUUAGCCUGAGCAAAAAUGUAUUAUUAUUUUAUUUUUUUUAUGAAAUAGGAUUUGCUGUCAGGAGCUAGGUGUUUUUGUUCCCAUUUAAGCAAUUAUGAAAAGUAAACUAGUAAAACGCAGAAACCAAAUAUGCCUAUGUUAAAUAACGUAAUGUUAGUGUAUACUGUAUAUAAUCAUGCAACUUUUAUAAGAUAGGUGAUUUAGCUUAAAUAAGCAUAUAGCUAACAUUUUGCAGCCAGAGAUGUAUUGAUAUUAUUUGGAAAAAGCCUGUAAAACUGAAUCUGGAGGUUGGGCUAUGAAAAAGCUGUAGGUUAUGUAUUAUAACAGAACCGCUUGGCUGACUAGCCUGUACUUUCACAACAUCAGUCAGAUUUAAUUUGUUUACCACAUGUACUUGUUUCAUAAAGACCCAGUGCAGGCAAAAUAAAAUGUUCCUGUGUUUAUAUCAUAUUGUACAAUAGCUGAUGAAAUAAAAAUCUGUGUUAUUUCCUGAUA
Salmo salar (Atlantic salmon) is the source of this 2372-nucleotide messenger RNA. RefSeq lists its product as uncharacterized. Lineage: Eukaryota; Metazoa; Chordata; Actinopteri; Salmoniformes; Salmonidae. The record is from RefSeq and is a predicted model, not a curated record.